UUUCUCUAUGUGUUUCUGAUACGCUUUCUGGGAUCUCUACAACUGCAUCACCCUGCAAAACUUGUCCCUCAUUUACUUGUUAUGAUUUUCUCUCCUCUCAUCCAAUAGAAGAAUUUCAGCAAAAUGCGCAGCUCUAGCUCAUUGAAGCAAGAAUUCCUCAAGAAAUGGAUAAUGGGUCUCCAAAGAUGCACUUCUUCAAAUAAAAACAUGAGCAUCUUGGAGAGAAAGAAGGCUAUAAAGCUGUCAGCAGACCUAGCCAUGGCUGCUGCGAGAAACGGGAGAACUUCUUGGAGCCGAGCCGUCAUUGCCAAUGCUGCAAGAGAGAGUGACAAGAGAUUGCUUGCUGAGAAAAUCUUGCAGGGCCAGGAGUCAGAAAUGUUGCUGAAGAAAGUUUCAAACAUGUCAGCUGUGAUACGCAACAGGAGGAUUAUAAGAAGCAAGAAGAUCCUGAAAAGGAGCCGAAGAAGAACAACUAGCGAGCCUCAAAAGGUUCUUGCCAGCUCCAUUGCAAAAAGAUUAGUUCAAAAAAGAACACAUAUUCUCAAGAGUCUUGUUCCCGGGGGAGAGUUUAUGGAUGAGAUAUCUUUGAUUGAAGAAACCCUUGAUUAUAUUGCAUAUCUCCGAGCUCAGGUUGAUGUAAUGCGAUGUAUUGCAACUUCUCCCCACCUUAUGGCGCUUAAUAGCGAGUAACUUUUUUGUUGUUAUAUAAUUUAAUUAUUUAAUUUUUCUUCUAUUUUUCAUUUUCGCAAAGACUAGAUAUCAUGAAGGAGAAAAGAAGCUGGUAUAGAUAGUAAAAGACAAUGUAUAUACAGAUGAAUUAUCAUAUGUAAGUCAAUCGAUAUA
Messenger RNA from Corylus avellana, 843 nucleotides. It is a transcript of the gene P1R1, whose product is annotated as transcription factor. Gene Ontology annotation, biological process: regulation of DNA-templated transcription. NCBI's taxonomy places the organism in Eukaryota, Viridiplantae, Streptophyta, Magnoliopsida, Fagales, Betulaceae. The record is from RefSeq and is a predicted model, not a curated record.